UUUUUCAGGUUGCCUUCGUUUCUCUAGUUUUUAGAGUCUGUAUCUGCUUUUCUGUAUGAUGGUGUCAGAUAAAAAAAGAGGACUCUUCAGUCUUCUGUCUUUGUUAGUGUUUUAGGUUUACUUUACAUAGACUCUCAGAAAGACUUUGUUUAACCUGCAUUAAUUCACACUGAGAAAACCAAGAUGGCUGCAAUAAUCUCAGAAAACUUAAAAUUCGUUGGGCUCUUCUUCAAGAGUAAGAAUGUCGUGAUCUUCAAUGGCCUGAUAGGUUUAGGGACAGUAGCCAGUCAGACAGCAUACAAUAUUUUUGCAUUUCACUGUCCGUGUUCACCAAAGAAGAAUUACCUGUAUGGCCUGGUAGCCAUUGGUGCACCAACUCUGGCUUUCUUUGUCAUCGGGGUGAUGCUGAAUCGAAAUACUUGGGACUUUGUGUCAGAGUGCCGCACCAGAAAAUGUCGGAAAUUAUCAUUGUCUGCUGCUUUUGCUCUGUUGGGCUCCAUUUUGGGCAGAGCGGUUGUUGCCCCCAUCAAUUGGUCAGUUAUUUCCCUCCUGAGAGGGGAGGCGUAUGUCUGUGCUUUCAGUGAGUUUAUAGACCCCUCUUCUUUGGAUUAUUUUCCUUCUACUACAAAGACUCCAGAGAUAAUGGCCCGAUUUCCAUGUAAGGAUGUACCCGCUCCAUUUAUGAACUACUCAAGAGUGAUUGAACGCCAGCUAAAGUAUGAAUCCCAGUUGUUAGGCUGGAUGCUGGUGGGAAUCGUCUCCCUCGCUGUCUUUCUGCUCCUCUGUCUGAAACACUGCUGCUCUACCCUUGGCUAUCAGCAGGAGGUGUACUGGUCCCAGUAUCGUUCCAGCGAAGAAGCUCUUUUCCAGCGUACAGCUGAAGUACAUGCUAAAUACCUUGCUGCUGAAUGUGUCAAGAACUUCUUUGGCUUUGCGGCCUUGGAAGAUAAAGAGAAGCAACUCCUAGAAGACUGUGAGGGAAUCAAGAGCAUCAUUCCCAGAAUGGAGUGGAACCGCGUCACAGGGGUUUAUAUGUACAGAGAGACUGAUGACACUCCCAUCUACAGCCGCUUAAACAAAUGGGAUAUGUAUACAAAGGAGAACAACUGUUAGGCAGAUGGAAAACAUUUGAUAUAUUCUUCAUUAUUCAUACAUUCAUACAUAAUUUUUUUAAUUGUUUUUAUUGUUUGUUGUUGUUCCUUCUUCGUGGUAAACAUGCUUGACUGUUAUGUUUAUAUUUAUCACUGAAGCCUGUAAUUCAGAUUGUUCGGUUUCUUUCUUUCUAGAGAGGUGAUUGGCAGCUCAAAUUGUAAUAUUUUGAUAACACACAAUUAACUAUUUAGCAUCUCUUUUAAGAGACAUGAUGUACUCUCGGGUUGAGAUGACCUCUUGUUAUACUUUGCAAAGCA
Carassius gibelio (silver crucian carp) is the source of this 1409-nucleotide messenger RNA. Its product is annotated as calcium homeostasis modulator protein 2-like. Gene Ontology annotation, molecular function: monoatomic cation channel activity. NCBI's taxonomy places the organism in Eukaryota, Metazoa, Chordata, Actinopteri, Cypriniformes, Cyprinidae. The transcript is spliced from 2 exons. The coding region runs from base 184 to 1113 and encodes 309 amino acids. The record is from RefSeq and is a predicted model, not a curated record.